AGGUCGAUCUACAAAAGGACCAGUCCAAAAUUGUAGGUAUAAUAUGCCUUAACCUAGGUACCUAGGUAGCACCUGCAGUCCAGUGAAUAGAGUUUCAAGUCCCAUUCUAAUUACCUCUAACCCCGGAUUUACUGGCCUUGGCAUUUACGACAAUAAUUGACGUAAUGAGCUCCCCUCUUAAUUCAAAAUUCAACUUUCAAAAACUUCACAACUUUAUUGAACUUUCGACUUGGCUUGUCUUCUACCUUGCAACGCGCGCGCAAGCGCACACCUCACCAUGCAGUCGCGUCGGUUCUUACGGCCUUUAUGGCGCUCCUUAACCAUAAGGUCCUUUCCUCGACCUUCCGCGACCUCCUCUCCUCUCCGCCCUUUCCAACAAAAUCGACCCUUCUCCCCUACUUGCUUCCGAAAGAAUAACUGGCCACGCUCUCCUCACGAGACACGCAACUAUAACAUCGAUCCUCGCUACCGGCUCUCCCAGGCCAAGCCCCUCAUAACUACCGAUCGACUUAGACGAGUCGCCCGUUCCCCGAGCACCCACACCAUCGUCGUCCUCUCCAUCGCCGCCGCCGUGGCGUUCUACUUCAGCAACAUCCAGACCGUCCCGGUGUCUGGCCGCCGCCGCUUCAAUUGCUUCAGCGAGGAGUCGGUGGAGGCGGCGAGCGAAGCGCAGGUCAAGAGACUCAUAUGGGAGGUGGAGCGUUCCGGAGGGCGUUUCCUAAGCGAUUGGGAUCCGCGCGUGGCCAUGGUGAAGCGCGUCAUGAGGAAGUUGAUAGCCGCGUCGGGCACGGAAAAUUACGAUUGGCAGAUCUGGGUGAUUGACGAUCCCCGCUCCGUGAAUGCGUUUGUUCUUCCUGGCGGAAAGGUCUUCGUGUUCAGCGGCUUGAUACCGAUUGCUAGGAACGAGCACGGCCUCGCGACGGUGCUUGGCCACGAGAUCGCUCACAAUCUCGCCCAGCACACGGCCGAGCGCAUGUCGGGAGACAUUGGGAUAAAUAUCUUCCUCUACUCUCUUAUAUUCCUUACGGGCGGCUUAGCCAUAUUAGGCACACACUUCAUCGGAAGCACGGUUCUGGAUCUCCUAUUUUCGAGACCCAUGGGCCGCGUACAGGAGAGCGAGGCCGACUACAUCGGCUUGAUGAUGAUGGCGGAGGCUUGCUACGAUCCGCGCGAAGCCGUCCGCUUCUGGAAGCGGAUGGAGAGAGCACAACAGGAAGAACCGCCUGAAUGGCUAAGUACUCAUCCUUCCAGCUCCAACCGAAUACAGAAGAUAGAGGAAUGGUUGCCUACUGCUUUAGAAAGGAGGCAGCAGAGCGAUUGCAAGGGAACCUCGACAUUUGCAGACAUGUUUAAAGGGGCUAUGAGACAGGGUACAGUUAUAGAGCAGAGGGUAUACUAGCUGAGACCAAAGGUGAGAGAGGUUAAAGGGUUAAAGACUUAGAAUACUAAGCAGAGAUAUACAAUAACUAGGUACGCUACGCCCGGGUUCUUAGGAUUUAACAGUAUAACAGGUAGUGAUAGCCUGUAGCGUACGAAGAGAGCUUUAGUCCCAGUAGGUACGCUCUAUCGUUAAAAGACGAAUUUAUAUUUACCUAUAAA
Molecule: messenger RNA, 1599 nt
Organism: Daldinia caldariorum
Lineage: Eukaryota; Fungi; Ascomycota; Sordariomycetes; Xylariales; Hypoxylaceae
Product: peptidase family M48-domain-containing protein
Exons: 3
Coding region: 278-1399 (373 amino acids)
Biological process (GO): mitochondrial protein processing; protein quality control for misfolded or incompletely synthesized proteins
Cellular component (GO): mitochondrial inner membrane
Molecular function (GO): metalloendopeptidase activity
Source: RefSeq, a predicted model, not a curated record